This is a messenger RNA of Phacochoerus africanus (Common warthog), 1219 nucleotides long. It is a transcript of the gene TYW5, whose product is annotated as tRNA-yW synthesizing protein 5. The transcript has 8 exons. The coding region runs from base 256 to 1206 and encodes 316 amino acids. Gene Ontology annotation, biological process: wybutosine biosynthetic process. The record is from RefSeq and is a predicted model, not a curated record. Lineage: Eukaryota; Metazoa; Chordata; Mammalia; Artiodactyla; Suidae. Gene Ontology annotation, molecular function: 2-oxoglutarate-dependent dioxygenase activity; tRNA binding.
GAAGAGGACAGGCUCACGUGAGCAACUAUGGCCGGGCAGCGCUUUCUGGUACCCCGGCUCCAGGGCGUUUCGCAGGAGCAGUUCACGGAGCAUCUCUACCCGCAGGUGAGGUCCUCCCGCGGGGUUGAACCGCGAGAAGCCCACCACUCGAGCGGAUCCGAACCGGUUUCUUGCGACCCAUGGUGUAGGGAGGAGGCGGCUCUCGGCUGAAGAUGGCUGGUUGCCUCUGCUACCAAACGAGAGGGCACGUGGGGGAUGCUGACCUGCUCAUCUCUUAAAUUUUCAAAAGAGAACCUCUCCACGGUUCUGGGAAGAAGGCUAACGACAGAGAGCUGGAGAAAACCUCUAGUGUUGGAAGGAAUUGAUUUGGGGGCAUGUACAAGCAAAUGGACAGUGGAUUACCUAAGCCAAGUCGGAGGGAGGAAAGAAGUGAAGAUUCAUGUUGCUGCUGUUGCCCAGAUGGACUUCAUUAGUAAGAACUUUGUAUAUAGAACUUUACCUUUCGACAAAUUGGUUCAGAGGGCAGCUGAAGAAAAGCAUAAGGAGUUCUUUAUUUCAGAGGAUGAGAAGUACUACCUACGAUCACUUGGGGAAGACCCUAGAAAGGAUGUUGCAGAUAUCAGAAAGCAGUUUCCUUUACUGGAAGGAGAUAUUAAGUUUCCAAAAUUCUUCAAAGAAGAACAGUUCUUUUCCAGUGUUUUUCGAAUUAGCUCACCAGGGUUACAACUUUGGACCCACUAUGAUGUAAUGGAUAACUUCUUAAUACAAGUGACGGGAAAAAAGCGUGUCGUACUCUUCAGUCCUCGAGAUGCUCAGUAUUUGUAUCUAUCAGGUUCUAAAUCAGAAGUACUGAACAUAGAUAACCCAGACUUAGCUAAAUAUCCACUGUUUUCCAAGGCCAGAUGGUAUGAAUGUUCCCUUAAAGCUGGAGAUGUAUUAUUCAUUCCUGCUUUAUGGUUUCAUAAUGUAGUUUCUGAAGAGUUUGGUGUGGGAGUGAAUGUCUUUUGGAAGCACCUUCCAUCUGAAUGUUAUGAUAAAACAGAUACCUAUGGAAACAAAGAUCCUAUAGCAGCAUCAAGAGCUGCACAAAUUUUGGACAGAGCCUUAAAAACCCUGGGUGAAUUACCAGAGGAAUACAGAGACUUCUAUGCACGGCGAAUGGUAUUACAUAUUCAAGACAAAGCCUAUAGCAAAAACUUUGAAUAAAUAAUUAAGUGAA